Molecule: messenger RNA, 2274 nt
Organism: Pedinophyceae sp. YPF-701
Lineage: Eukaryota; Viridiplantae; Chlorophyta; Pedinophyceae
Source: the annotation of a GenBank genome assembly
AUGCGCCGGGCGAGGGCCCUGUGCCUGGUGCUGGUGUUGGCGUGCUGUGCCCACGCGGCGCUCGCCGCGCGUCCGGGCAUGGGGCUGCGCAAGAUCGGCGACAAGAUCAGCCAGCUGAAGCAGAGCGCCCUGUCGUGGAUGUCGAGGGCCCAGGCCCCCGAGCCGGCCCCGCCCGCGCCGUCCGACGGGCCGACGCCGCCGGCGUACAGCGACCAGUACGUCGUCGAGAUGGACUACGAGCUGCCGUACGUCGCGGAGGUCCAGCCGCGCAAGAUGGUCCAGCCGGUGAAAGUGUGGUACGACGACCCGGCGGAGAGCCAGCGCAUCGAGUACUACGGCGGAAUGGACACGUACCUGUGGCGCUACGACAAGGACAUGGCGUGGGAGAUCACGCCGCACAAGGACAAGGAGGUGUGCAUGGAGUUUGCGGUCGGCGGGGGGCCGAUCCGCGGACGCAGCUUCGACCGCGACGCCGCGCCCACGCGCGAGCGGGGCCUGCGCGAGCUCGGCGAGGAGAACUACGUCGAGCGCAUCGCCGCCAAGGGCGCUGCGUUCACCCCGCACGACGUCGCCACGCGGGACGUUGCCGCGCGCGCCCUCGAGCAGCUCCAGGGGGGCGCGACGUGGGGGCCCGGGCACGAGAUGGACGAGCGCUGGCGCGCGCUGGCGGGCGCGGCGGGCGGCCUGGAGGGCGCGCUGGGCAGCCACAAGAGCAAGCUGAUUCCGAUCCUGCCCACGUCGUUCGAGGGCUGGGAGUUCGUGGGGACCGACGACGCGGACGACGCGCAGGCGUACGUGUGGGAGCUCACGGACCAGCGCUUCGACAAGACGAACGUGUACCGCUUCUACGCGAGCGCGACGGAGACGGCCAGCGACGGCGCCGCGCUGCCGCUCAAGCUGGAGAUGCACGGCGCGAACAGCGCGUUCGGGUCGCACUACGACAUCUACGUGUUCCGGUACAAGUCUUACGAGCCCGGGCAGCCCGACGCGGCCGUGUUCGACGCGCCGGACUCCUGCGAGGAGGAGGACAACGUGCGCAGCCACCGCAAGCAGGCCCCGCGGGGGCUCCUGGCGGCCGGCGCGCAGCUGUCGCGCAUGCUGCCGGUGCCGCCCGCGCACCGCGGCCUGCACGCGGCGUACGACGAGUUCGUCCUGGGCACGGGCCGGCGCCACACCAGCACGGCGGAGUACGUGGCGCGCGCCAAGGUGUUCCACAACAUCGCGGCGAUGGUCGCGCGGUGGAACGCGCAGCCGGAGGCGUCGUACCGCAUGGCGCUCAACCGGUUCGCGGACAUGACCGAGCUGGAGUUCAGCUGGGUGAUGCUGCAGGCCAAGGGGUCGCACCCGCUGGCGGCGGUGGCGGGCGACGGCAGCGAUGACGACAGCGACGCGGACAGCGACAGCGACGACGACAGCGACGCGGACAACGACGCGGACAACGACAGCGACGCGGACGACGACGCGAACAGCGACAGCGACAGCGACAGCGACAGCGACAGCGACAGCGAUGACGACGACGGGCACAAGAAGCGGCACAGGCACCACCACCGGCACCACCACCGGCUGCCGGAGUCGAUCGACUGGACGAACACGGGCGCGAACUCCGCGGUCAAGGACCAGGCGUCGUGCGGGUCGUGCUGGGCGUACGGCACCUCGCAGGCCUCCGAGGCCGCCGUCUUCAUGGCGACGGGCAAGCCGGUCGUGCUGUCGGAGCAGGAGCUCGUGGACUGCUCGUGGGACAUCCUGGGCUACGACAAGAAGGCCGACAAGUACUACUACAGCGAAGGCUGCGGCGGCGGGUUCCAGCACCUCGGGUUCGUGUACGCGAUGGACAACGGGCUGCACACCGAGGCGGACUACCCGUACAUCGGGCAGAACGCGUACUGCGGGCAGCAGACGCCCGAGCUGCUCCGCGGCGACGGCGCGCCGAUCAAGGUCGACGGCUACGUCAACGUGACCAACUACAGCGUGCGCUCGCUGAAGAAGGCGCUGCGGGACUACGGGCCCAACACGAUCUCCAUCAACGCCGACCUCGCGUCCUUCCGGUUCUAUGGCAGCGGGGUGUACGACAACACGGACGAGUGCGUCGGCGACCCGGCGCACCUGGACCACGCGGUGAUGGUCACGGGGUACGGCGUGGAGGACGGCUUGGAGUACUGGAACGUCAAGAACAGCUGGAGCACGUGGUGGGGCGACAAGGGGUACAUCAAGGUGCUGACCGCAGACAACACGUGCGGCGUGAGCACCUCCCCGAUGUACGCCUACAUCGACUGA